GUUUACUUCCUGUUUGGCUCAACUACUUCCUGUCUGCCAGCUGUCUUACGUCACCGGAAACUGUUCCCCCGGUUUCCUUUGAUCUAUCCGACUACAGUCGACGCUAGCCUCUCUGAGCUAGCUAGCCGCUAGCGUGCAGCAUCAGCAGUCGUCAAGGCAACCAUGAACAUCCUCCCGAAGAAGAGCUGGCACGUGCGGAACAAGGACAACGUCGCGCGCGUGAGGAAGGACGAGGCCCAAGCUGCUGAGGAGGAGCGCGAGGCCCAGAAGCGCGUGGAGCGGGCGGAGCAGGAGGCACGUACAGAAUAUCUAAGAAGAAAGUCCCGAGCUGCUCUUCAGGCCGAAGGACUACUGCCAGAUGAGGCUGUUGAGGAACCGAGUGGAGGAAGUGGAGUUCUGGAGCAUCUCAAUCUGUUUCCUCUGGAGGAUCCCUCAGACAAGAAAGGGAAUAAAGAUUACCUUAAAGAAAAGAAAGAUGAACAGGAGAAGCAGGAGCGUGCCAUCGGCUUGCUGGUGUCUCUCGGACCCCAGCCUGGGUCUGAGGUCACUCCAUGGUACCUGAAAACGGGUCAAGAAAAAGAAGAAAAAAAAGAAGAAAGAAAAGAAACAGAAAAGAAAAAGGCAGUAAGUGAGGAGGAGAAAGAGAAGAGGGAUCGUAGACUGAAGGAUAUGUUGGAUCCAUUGAAAAAUAUGAAAAAACUAAUGGCUGUAAAAGACAAAAAAGGACACAAGAGCAAGAAAAGGCUAAACCGAUACCUGGGGGUAAAGAAGAGCAGUGGAGAGAGCUCCAUGGAACAAUUACGUGCUGAGCGUUUACAGAGGGAGGUUGAAGAAAGGAGACGAGCCCAGGCCCUGAUCGAUCAGAGGAGCGGCAAAGGAAAGGACAAGGAGGCUGCGAGUGAGCUGAAUGAGAGGGAAAGGCCGUACAACGCCGCCUACUUCCCAGAACUGGCCCGAAAGAGACAAAGGCGGGAUCGAGACAGCUGGAGAGACGAGAUAUUAAAAUCAUGAACUGUCCUUCCCCAGUUAUUUGAGAGUUUGCUUCUAUUUGUAGAAACCCAGAGGAAAAGAAGGUAACAUGGGAACUAGGCAAAGAGCCACAUUAUAUACAUACCUGUAACCUGGUGAUACUGAGGAUGAUGAGGCACCAGAUCGUCCAUUUUUAUUUAUUUAAAUACUUGCAUCAAAGUCAGAAGUGAGGUUCAGCUGCAGCUACCUCUGCCCAUGCUGUGUUUUGUUACGUCAGCAGGGCAGAUGGUUGCCUUCACAGGGGGCUAGAAUCCAGACUGUCAACAAAGAAAGCGCUCUGUUAACAUGGUUCAUAUUAUAAUUAUUAUUCACUAUUGUCAUGGUCAGUAUGAAACGUGAAAAGUAAGGUGUGUGGUGUAAGGUGAACAACCACAGCGCACACUGAUCUCUCACACACUGAAGUCUCAAUCAUCACACUGUGAAGAGCAGAGCUGAGAUAGUCAUGUCGUGAGAAAAUUAAUCUGCAAAUCAAAUUUUCAGUUUUGGGGAUCAAAAUUAAUCGUCUCAUAUUUGUUGAUUUGCUGCUUUUCAUUGUCAUAUAUGAUAAAAGCUUAAUCUUGUUGAGUUUUGUAAUUUUGGUUGAAUAAAACAAACAAUCUCAGAGUGUUGUGACUUUUACAGUCAACAGUUAACCCUUACCCAAGAAUAGAGUAUUGUUAUCUGCAGAUAGAGGUGAAAUCAUUCAGUACACAUCCACUGUAAAAGAUCAUCAAGAGUCAUUUUGACCAUUUCUGAUGUUUACGUCUCUAUAAUCCUUGUGUAGCCUCCUUAUUUGGUUUGCUGUUAUUAAACUCUAUGGGACACUUUCAGAGAAAACGUAUCACAGCAACAAAAGCAGAUGUGUGAACAGCAGUAGCUCUCUGUCGUGACUUUUCAAAAUGUCUCGUAUCAUCACCUGGGUCUGAGGUCACUGCCUGGUACCUGGAAACUGUUAAAGAAAUGGAACAAGUGAAGACGCCAGAGAGAAGGAUAGAUGAAAAAGAAGUCACACAAAAUAUUGACAUUAACUUGCUUUUUUUUCCUCUGCUAGUAUUUUUUAUACAAAUAUAUUAUGUUAAACUAGGGCUGGGUGAUAUGGCCAAAAAUGUUAUAAUGAUUACAAAAAUUGUAGGCCGCUUUGGAUAAAAGCUAGCUAAAUGAUAUGCUAUGUGAUGUCACAAUAAACGUCACAUUAUUACUUA
This is a messenger RNA of Limanda limanda (common dab), 2210 nucleotides long. It is a transcript of the gene leng1, whose product is annotated as leukocyte receptor cluster (LRC) member 1. The coding region runs from base 163 to 1011 and encodes 282 amino acids. Lineage: Eukaryota; Metazoa; Chordata; Actinopteri; Pleuronectiformes; Pleuronectidae. The transcript is spliced from 5 exons. The record is from RefSeq and is a predicted model, not a curated record.